GCACUCACUCACAGGCAGCAACUAGCACGUAACACAAGACAGACUUGCCAGCAAACAAAAACACAGUCUGUGAAGAGUAGUAUAGGAUAUCAAAGCUGACGUCAUCUCAGUUCAAUAUCAUCUGAACCCUGGCGCUGGAUAGCCUCAGCACACCUCCGGUCACAUAUUGUAUGCUGACAACAGUGGCACAGACAUCCAGAGUCCAUGGAUGAUCCAGAGCUGGACUCUGCUCAGGCAGAGCAUGGCUCGCUUCUGCUCAGGCAGCUGGAGAGGAUGCGAGCAGCCGAGGAGCUCACUGAUGUGGUGCUGCUCGCAGAGGGGAUUCCCUUUGCUUGCCACAAGGUGGUGCUGUCUGCCUUCAGCCCAUACUUCCAGGCCAUGUUUACGUGUGGUCUGAAGGAGACACGGGGAGGAGAGGUACCUCUUAGAGACACACCUGCCAAAAGCCUGGAGCUGCUACUGGACUACAUGUACCGAGCUGAACUGCCUCUUUCCAAUGACAACAUCCAGGGUGUGGCUGCUGCAGCCUUCCUGCUCCAUGUAGACGGAGCCUUCAGGUUGUGUCAGAGCCACAUGGAGGCCCGGAUGGACCCCUCCAACUGUGUCGGUCUUUACCACUGGGCCAGAGACCUGGGGGCCACUGGUCUGGCCGACUGUGCCUUGAGAUACCUUUGCCAACACUUUGCACAGGUUUGUGAGGAAGAAGAAGUGCUGGAGCUGGAUGCCCAAAGUCUUGGGGAUCUGCUGGGUUCAGAUGACCUCAACAUAUCACAGGAGGAGGUUGUGCUGGAGCUGGUGCUGCGUUGGGUGGAGAGGCGAAGGGGGGACUCGCAGAGUGAAGCCCAGGCUGUGGAUUUACUCAGGCGUGUCCGGCUAGAACUUGUGGACCCUGGAUUCCUCCGUAAAGCCAGGAGGAGAAACCCGGUGUUGCUGAGGGAUGCUGAGUGCUUUGGGAUGAUUGACGCUGCUCUACAGACCUCAGGUCUCUGUGAGACGUCAGCUCCACCUCGGCCGGCGCUCCGUUACGGCAUGGAGACCACUGACCUGCUGCUCUGCUUGGGUGGGGUGGAUGAGGAGGGGGUGCCUGCCCGCCGUGGAGGACAUGCUGACCUCAGUUUUUGCUUUGCCCCCAGUGUUAGAAGGACUUACUACAUCCCUUCUCCACUGAGGGGCUGUGGAGGUAGGGGGCAGAUCACAGCUGGGGCAGUGACUCGAGACAACAACAUAGUGGUGGCCAUAGAGACAGAAGACCAACACAGGAAGAAGAAGCUGGAUGUCUACAGAUACGAUAAUUCAGAGGAGAACAGCUGGGUGGAGCUGUGCUCGACAGCACACAGGGACAUGUACGCUUUAGGGCUGCUAGGUGAUUCCCUGUAUAUGACAGGAGGCCAGAUAAAAGUGCGUAAUCACUAUAUCAUCACAGACAGCGUGGAGAGAUGGUCGCUGAAGAGAGGAGGCAGCUGGCUGAGCUUCGCCUCUCUGCCUCUACCCUUAGCCUGCCACUGCACCGUCAGCCUGAAGGAGCAUCUCUAUGUGCUGGGGGGCUGGACACCACAGCAUCAGCCAGAUGAUGAGCCUGACAAGCUGAGUAACCGUGUGUUUCAGUAUGACCCUGGCAAGGACAGGUGGACUGAGUGUGCCAGGAUGAAGUACUCCAGAUACCGCUGCGGUACGGCUGUACUCAAUGGAGAAAUCUACGUAUUAGGUGGUAUAGGAUGUGAUGGAGAGGACCGUGGGCAAUCACGACGUUGUCUUAGCUCUGUGGAGAUCUAUAACCCGGAUACAGACACCUGGAGGGCAGGGCCAACUCUGCCCACUUCUCUGCUUGCCCUCCGAACCAAUGCCUCCAAUGUAGGAGCGCUGGAGGGCAAACUCUACCUCUGUGGAUACUACAAGGGGGCCGGCCGUCAUGAGAUCAUCACCAAGGAGAUUUUGGAGCUGGACCCUGCGGACAAUGUGUGGACGGUGGUGGAAAGACGAGCAGCCGUGCAUGACAGUUAUGAUGUCUGUCUGGUGGCUAACCUCAAUCCUCGAGACCUCUUCACACCCUAAUUCAUCUCCUCCUGACUCUGAGCAACAACGCAUGGAGACAGGAAUGAACUAUGUCUACAAUGGGAGCAGGCCCUCAUCUAAGGAGUCCACCAUGUUGCACCACCAUGUUUCUACAGUAGCCCAGAAUGGACAAACCAAACACUGGCUCUAGAUAGGGUCAUUCACGUUUUUGUGUCGGCCACCAUAGUUAGCAGCCCCUCUGCGACCACUUUAAAUCCCCAGGUCAAUUUGCUUUGGAGAGGAAGUGACCUCUUUGGAUAACACGGCUCCUGGUAAAAACCUCCUUCUCAGGACUUCUCAGCAGGAGUUUAUGCUUGGCACACGGGAGAAGUUCCACCUGGUUGCAAACUGCAGUCCUCAUGCUAGAUGUCACUAAAUCCUAUGAAGAUUUUUUUUUACUUUUUGACUGUACUGCCAUCUGAAGGAAUGAUAGAAUAGGAUAGAGAUCUCUAUUGUUCACUCACAUGGAGAUUUGUCUUUGAAGAUGGAGAGUAUCUUUCUUUUUAAAACAUUUAAGUGACUCCCACAUUCAAAAGCACCCAAGUUCUGUUGCAAAAUAAUUGUAGUAAAUUGAACAGGAAUCACUUUUUAUCCUUAUAAAAGCUUAUGACUGAUAAAGCACAAAUAAGUGGUUGAUUGAGUGUUACACUGAC
Molecule: messenger RNA, 2705 nt
Organism: Epinephelus lanceolatus (giant grouper)
Lineage: Eukaryota; Metazoa; Chordata; Actinopteri; Perciformes; Serranidae
Source: RefSeq, a predicted model, not a curated record